Messenger RNA from Trypanosoma grayi, 448 nucleotides. RefSeq lists its product as hypothetical. The annotation marks the transcript as partial. The record is from RefSeq and is a predicted model, not a curated record. Lineage: Eukaryota; Euglenozoa; Kinetoplastea; Trypanosomatida; Trypanosomatidae. The transcript has a single exon.
AUGGUGCGGGAUGUUUGGAGCCUUGAGGCAUUCAUGAUGGACGGCACUGUUUUUCCUCACGAUAUGCACGAAAUGCGGUUGCGUACAUCUUUGAUUCUCACCCUGGGCUUCAUGCGAGCACAACGCCUUUCUGCUCUGCAUUCUGCUUGCUGUCAGAUAGCGGAGUGUGGCGGUGCUGCUGUGUGGUGCUGGAGGAGUAUCGACUGUUGUGUUGUACGUGUGAUUCAUCUUGUUGCGGUGCCGCGCUGGUGGCGCUUCUUUGCCGAUUGUGCUUGUGCGCUGGCCUGUUUAUGGCUCCCGCAUCUCCUUGCUGUGUGCGGGGCUCUGCACCUUGCCAGCUGCAUGCGUGCGGUCGUUCCCGCGAGCAUCACACGUGUGCAUCCGCCCCCCUCUCGCUCCUGUUUCUUGCUUUGCUUGCGGCAGAAAGGCACAAGCACCACAACAAGAA